AAAGCUUGAUGACCAAUGUCCAAGGGUAUAAUUGAAGUAACUCUUUUACAGAAAUGUUGGACUAAAUAUCCUUUGAACUCAGUAAGGUACGAAGACACCUCCUCUUGGAAUUAGUGUCCCCAGUUCCUGAAGCUGCUCUGCCAGUCCCAAGUAAUUUUUUUUAUUUAAUUCUGGGGAUGCAUCUACUUUGUAAAAUGCUAAUAGCAAUAUUUUCCUUUUAUUUAUAAAAUUGAGUAUUGUUUAUUGGCUGUAACUUACAGGUCUACAUUACAAGUUUAUCUUAAUUCUUUCUAAAACAUUUAUUUUCUGACACAUUCUGGAGGUUAUAGUUAUAGUAUUUAGAGCAUUUAUAGUGUUCACAGCAUUUAUACUCUAACUCAUAUUCAACCUUUCAUUUGAAGGCCCAAUCUUGUUAGUGUUAAUUUGGGAAAUGACCAAGAUAAAUUUACUGGACAUGAGUAAUGAAAUAAGUCACUUUAAAAUGACACUGUCUUCUUCAUUGUUCUCCAGAUAACAGAAAAAUGGGAUGAAUUUAAUGUCUCCAUUAAAGGGGCCAAGAUUUCUCUUCUAACAAGAGUGGACUUUAACAGCAUGCAGAGGAUGUCUUCACUUAAUGACACUGAAUUCCACCCCUCCAACUUCCUGUUACUGGGAAUCCCUGGACUCGAAGAAAUGCACAUCUGGAUAGGAUUCCCUUUCUGUACUGUGUAUCUGAUUGCGUUUGUAGGGAAUCUCAGCAUUCUCUUCGUGAUCAAUACUGAACAAAGUCUCCACCAACCCAUGUUCUACUUUCUUGCUAUGUUGGCCAGUGUUGACUUAGGUCUCUCCACAGCCACUAUUCCUAAGAUGAUGGGCAUUUUCUGGUUCAACUUGAAGGAGAUUAGCUUUGGGGGAUGCCUCACCCAGAUGUUUUUUAUCCAUAUUUUUACUGGUAUGGAGAGCUUUGUGCUUGUGGCUAUGGCCUGGGAUCGCUACGUUGCCAUCUGCCACCCUCUCAGGUAUAGUAUGAUCCUCACUAAUAAAGCCAUUGUCAUUAUUUCAGGGGUAGCUAUCCUGAGGAAUUUUUCUUUAGUAACACCAAUGGUGUUUUUAGUCCUCCGGCUGCCAUAUUGUGGUCAUCAUAUCAUUCUCCAUACCUAUUGUGAGCAUAUGGGAAUUGCCCGAUUGUCUUGUGCCAGCAUCAAUAUAAAUAUCAUUUAUGGCUUGUUUAUUAUUUGUAUAAUAUUUUUGGAUAUGACCCUGAUUGCCAUUUCCUAUAUCCAAAUUCUUCAAGCAGUUUUUAAACUUCCUUCUCAGGAUGCUCGUUUCAAAGCUCUCAACACUUGUGGUUCCCACAUCUGUGUCAUCUUAGCCUUCUUCACUCCUGCUCUCUUUUCAUUCCUCACCCAUAGAUUUGGGCACAAUAUUCCUCAUUAUAUUCAUAUCCUACUGGCCAAUCUAUAUGUGGUCAUUCCUCCUGCACUCAAUCCUGUUAUUUAUGGAGUCAGGACCAAGCAAAUCCGAGAAUGUUUCAUUCAAAUCUUCACCAGGAAAGACUAA
Trichosurus vulpecula (common brushtail) is the source of this 1539-nucleotide messenger RNA. RefSeq names its product olfactory receptor 52E4-like. Gene Ontology annotation, biological process: G protein-coupled receptor signaling pathway. Gene Ontology annotation, molecular function: olfactory receptor activity; G protein-coupled receptor activity. Gene Ontology annotation, cellular component: membrane. The transcript has a single exon. The record is from RefSeq and is a predicted model, not a curated record. NCBI's taxonomy places the organism in Eukaryota, Metazoa, Chordata, Mammalia, Diprotodontia, Phalangeridae. The coding region runs from base 592 to 1539 and encodes 315 amino acids.